Messenger RNA from Cajanus cajan (pigeon pea), 5343 nucleotides. RefSeq lists its product as uncharacterized. Gene Ontology annotation, molecular function: nucleic acid binding; RNA-DNA hybrid ribonuclease activity. NCBI's taxonomy places the organism in Eukaryota, Viridiplantae, Streptophyta, Magnoliopsida, Fabales, Fabaceae. Gene Ontology annotation, biological process: DNA integration. The record is from RefSeq and is a predicted model, not a curated record.
AUGGUAACCACAAGAAGUCAACAGGAAAACGCGACCGAUUAUCCCUUCGGGAUGCCCCGAGGCACCCCCGGACAGCAAACCAAUCAGAACGACGGAAUGGAGGAAUCAUACGUGGAUCGGUCUCAACAGCCUAACCCCUCAUCGGCACUCGAACAACUGAAGGCCGAAAUGAUGGAACUCAGGAGGCUUCGAGAAAAGGACGCUCACGAAUUAUCGGCCCUGAGAAGAGAAAACGCUGAGCUCAGGAGCGAUAAUAGGACAUGGCACCCCUCGCACGACGUACAGAAUCAAUCAACCCGGGAUCAGGGCGAAUCCUCAGGAUGGUACAAGGAAGUUAACAUCCCUCGACCAUCGGGCAUACCGACUACCGCAACGCAAGAUCAACAACGACGGCAGGGAAGAACGCCGUUCACACCAGACGUUGCCGGGGCUCGUUUGCCCGAUAACUGGAAAAACUUGACCGUGGAAAAGUACGAUGGAACCUCCGACCCCGAAGAACACCUUGACGCGUUCGUCACACAGGUCGGCCUGUACACCGACGACGAUGCAAUCAUGUGUAAAGUCUUCCCUACUUCGUUGAAAGGACCAGCGCUUAAUUGGUUCACACGACUCCCUCCCGGAUCAAUUGAUUCGUUCACAUCCCUGUCCUCUCGUUUCGUAAUACAGUUUGCCACGAGUCGGCCUCAUCAGCUGACAUCCAUUGCGUUGGUCAGUAUACGCCAAGAGAAGAAAGAGCCAUUGAGGGCUUUCAUGGAGAGGUUCGGGAAAAUGACGUUGUCUAUUCGGAAUUUGGAUCCGGCCGUAGCAAUGCAUCACCUCACCACAGCACUGCGGCCCGGGCCUUUUGUCAAUAGCUUGUGCAAAAAGCCCCCCCAUGACUUGGACGACCUACGGCAAAGGGCCACCAAAUAUAUGCAGAUGGAGGAACUGGCCGAGUUCCGCAACCAGAACCGAUCUGACCUGUUUCUCGGCAAAAGAGAGAAUGACAAGGAGCCUCCUAAGUCUCGUCCCCGGGAAGUCAAUGAUCGUGAGAAGAAUAACAACAGAGGUCCGAGGUAUGUGCAGUAUACGCCGCUCAACGCAAGCAGGGCCAAAGUGUUGGAGCAAGCUCUAGCCAAAGAAGUUCUGGCCGUUCCUCGAAGAGCUUUGACCCCACCUCACGCCGACAAGACAAAAGCAUGUCAAUUCCAUCGGAAUAGAGGACAUACCACCGAGGAGUGCUCCGCCCUUCGAGACCGUAUCGAAGAUCUCGUUAAGGCCGGUCACCUCCAAAACUUCAUUCGGAUAACGGAUAACAGAAGAAACGACUACCACCACGAAAGAGGGGAACCUAGGGGAGACAACCGAGGUCGAGCACCCCCCCGGAACCGAUCUCGCGAGCGUAGCAGGUCUCAAGAAGGAAACGACCAACGAAACCGCAAUCAGCCCAGACGAGUCAUAAACACCAUUGCUGGAGGUUUCGCAGGGGGGAGCUCAUCUUCAGCCCGGAAGAGACACCUGAGGGCCGUCAAGUCGGUAAACGCUAUAGGACGAACGCUUCCCGUUCGUAUGCCCCCUAUAACGUUCACUGACCGAGACUUCCACGGCAUUGAUCCGGUGCAAGACGACCCAAUGGUCAUCACCGUAGAAAUCAACAAUUGCCUCGUAAAAAAGACUCUGGUAGACCAGGGAAGUUCGGCCGAUAUAUUAUACUGGAAGACGUUUGAACAAUUGGGGAUUCCAGAACAAGAGCUCACGCCUUAUAACGAGCCUUUGGUAGGGUUUUCGGGCGAGAGGGUGGACACUCGGGGAACCAUAGACCUAUACACCUACUUCGGAGAAGACCAGCGUAGGCGGAUCAAGGUGCGUUACGUGGUGGUGCAGGCCAACACAUCGUACAACAUUCUUUUGGGCAGACCCUCUCUGAACAAACUCCGAGCCAUCGUAUCCACCCCUCACUUAACCAUGAAAUUCCCGUCGGAGGAAGGGACCGUCAUUGCUGUACAUGCGGAUCAGAAGACAGCGCGCGAAUGUUACUUCGCCAGCUUAAAAGUAGAACCAAUGUCGAAGUCAAGACGAGACGUGAAUGUUAUCGGCGACGUCGGCAAACAAAAAUUAUCAGGCUUGGAACUUGAUCCGAGGUUAGAAGAGGAAGAUAGGGUUGAACCUAUUGAGACAACAGUCCCCUUCCAACUCGGAAAGAUUGAAGGACAGGUUACCUUUUUAAGUUCUCAAUUAUCCGAAACAGAAGCUGAAGAUAUCAAACAAGUCCUGAAGAAGUAUUCAGAUCUAUUUGCUUGGACGGCAGCGGAUAUGCCGGGCAUUGAUCCAAAUUUUCAUUGCCAUCGUCUCUCGGUAUGCCGAGACGCCAAGCCCGUCGCCCAAAAGAAAAGAAAAAUGGGCGGGGAGAGAGCCCAGGCGAUAAAGGACGAGACCGCCAAAUUACUCCAGGCAAGAUUCAUAAGAGAAGUCAAGUAUUCCACUUGGUUGGCCAACGUAGUGAUGGUCAAAAAGGCCAAUGGAAAAUGGCGAAUGUGUACAGACUACACCGAUCUGAACAAGGCGUGCCCCAAAGACGCCUAUCCUCUGCCUCACAUUGAUGCAUUGGUGGACGGCGCAGCUGGCCAUCACAGAUUAAGUUUCCUGGAUGCUUACUCGGGGUACAAUCAAAUACCCAUGUACUCACCAGACGAAGAAAAAACGGCAUUUAUCACCGAUUCGGCAAACUUCUGCUACAAGGUAAUGCCCUUCGGUCUGAGAAACGCCGGUGCUACUUACCAGAGACUCAUGGACAAAAUCUUCCGCCACCAGAUAGGGACAUGUCUGGAAGUGUACGUGGAUGACAUGGUCAUCAAAUCCACUUCAGCUGUUGAUCAUUUGAAAGAUCUGAGCACGAUCUUUGAAGAAGUAAGGCGGCACCGUAUGCGAUUAAACCCGGCAAAGUGCACCUUCGGGGUGGCCGGGGGAAAAUUCUUAGGAUUCAUGUUGUCCAAAAGGGGAAUAGAAGCCAACCCCGAUAAAUGUCAGGCGAUUAUCAACAUGCAAAGUCCCCGCAACAUAAAAGAAGUACAGCGCCUAGCCGGACGCAUAGCCUCUUUGGCUCGCUUUCUCCCCUGCAUGGCCGAGAAGUCAAGGCCUAUAAUGUCCCUAUUGAAAAAAGCUACCAAGUUUUCAUGGAACCAGGAAUGCGAGACAGCUUUUCAAAACUUCAAGACAACGCUCAUGGCUCCGCCGCUGUUGAGCAAGUCGGACCCUAGCUUGGACAUGAUAAUCUACAUAUCAGUAUCAGACAAAGCUAUCAGCACAGUGUUGGUGCAGGAAAAGACCGAGCAAAUGCCUGUGUACUUUAUCAGCCGAGUCCUGCAAGACGCCGAGACGAGGUACCAACAUCUCGAGAAAACGGUCUUGGCCCUCGUACAUACUGCCAGGCGCCUUCGACAUUAUUUUCAGAGCCAUCGGGUGCUUAUUCGAACGGAUAGUCCGGUAACUAAGGUCCUGCGAAGGCCAGAGUUGGCAGGACGAAUGGUCGCUUGGUCUAUAGAAUUGUCCCAGUUUGAUAUUCGCUUUGAGCCUAGGGGACCCAUCAAGGCACAAAGCUUGGCAGAUUUCGUGAACGAGUUCACACCCCAAGAAAUCCUCGACUCUCACCUGUGGACCCUGCAUGUAGAUGGGUCAUCUAACCAUCAAGGCAGUGGUGCCGGCAUUAUUUUAGAGGGGCCUGGUCAAGUGGUGAUUGAACAGUCCCUACGUUUCGGUUUCAAGGCAUCGAAUAAUCAAGCCGAGUACGAGGCUCUUCUGGCAGGCCUACGGUUGGCAAAGGACUUAGGCAUCCCUAAAGUGCAGUGUUGGAGCGACUCGAAAGUGGUAACAGAGCAGGUAAACGGUACUUUUCAAAUCAAGGAACCAACGCUUUUAUUAUACUUUCACGCGUUCAAUAAGCUGAAAGCAGAUUUUGAAAAUGUCCAAGUCAAACACACGCCUCGAGAACUCAACAUGAGAGCCGAUCAGUUGGCCAGGCUGGCUAGCAGCAAGAAGGUUAGCCAUUUGCGCAGCAUGAUACAGCAAGAAUUGCCUAAACCGAGUAUCACACAGGCCGAGUGUCUACAAAUUCAGAAGGAAACGCCCAAUUGGAUGACGGGGAUAAUAGAAUACCUAACAGCUGGGUCGCUACCCAUCGACCCAUUGGAAGCAAAGAAGAUGAAAGUCGUGGCCGCCCGAUACACCCUAAUCGCUGGAGAAUUGUACAAAAGGGGGUUCUCGUCACCUUUGUUGAAAUGCUUGGCACCGGAUCAAGCACACUAUGUAAUUCGAGAGAUCCAUGAAGGCGUAUGCGGAACCCAUUCGGGAAGCCGAACCCUAGCAGCCAAAGUCGUCAGGGCGGGAUAUUAUUGGCCCACUCUAAUGGCAGAUUGCUCAAAGUAUGUUCAACAAUGCAAGCCCUGCCAGCAGCACGGACCAUUGACACAUCAACCACCCGAAGAGUUACACUCCAUCACCACCCCCUGGCCAUUUUCUAUUUGGGGCAUGGACAUUUUGGGACCUUUCCCACCAGCGAAAGGCCAAGUCAAAUUUCUCCUUGUGGCCGUCGACCACUUCACCAAAUGGAUUGAGGCGGAACCAGUGGCUACCAUCACGGCCAACAACGUCCAAAAAUUCUUUUGGAAGAAUGUCAUUACUCGGUUCGGAAUCCCAUAUGCUUUGAUCACGGAUAAUGGUUUGCAAUUCACCGACCGCCGUUUCAACGAGUUUUUAGCAGAGCUGGGUAUCAAGCACAAAAUGACCUCGGUAGAGCACCCCCAAUCAAAUGGGCAGGCCGAAGCGGCAAACAAAGUUAUCCUCAAAGAACUAAAACGGCGCCUCGGACAAGCUAAGGGGGCAUGGCCCGAGCAUUUACCAGAAAUCUUGUGGGCUUACCGUUGCACUCCGCAAAGCUCGACUCGGGAGACACCCUUUCGGCUUACUUACGGUACAGAUGCCAUGAUCCCGGUAGAGGUAGGAGAACCAUCACUAAGACGAACAAUGUUCAACAACCAGAUCAACGAGGAAGCCCUAAACGUGGAACUCGACCUAGUGGAAGAAGCACGCGACCAAGCCCUCAUCAUGAUGGAAGCUUGUCGAGCCAGGUUGUCCAGAAAACACCGGACCAAGGUCAAGCCUCGCGAAUUUCAAACCGGCGACUUAGUCUGGCGAGUCACAGGAGAAGCGCGAAAAGACAAGGCUCAGGGGAAGCUGGCACCGAAUUGGGACGGCCCCUACCGCAUAAUGCACAACUUGCAGAAUGGAGCAUACAAGUUAGAAGAACUCUCAGGAAAAUCCAUUCCACGAACAUGGAAUGCAACGCACUUGAAGCAUUAUUUUAGUUAG